GUUACUCUUUGUCAACAGAGCAAGGAGGAAAUAACGAACUGUUUCCAAGAUAUCAUCAAAUAGUUAGCUUAGCUGUCGGGUUUAUUUAUGGAUUCAUGAUCUCCAGAGGCAAAAUAAUUGACACACGGUAACAACAGAACGACUGUGCUCGCUUUUCUUGGACCGGGCGGCACAUUAGCUUCUUAGCUUGGUCGCUGUAAAGUUAGUUAGCUGAAAUAACGCUACGUGGUGGUUGCUAACGAGAUAUUUAGUGUGAAGCUACGCAGCUAGCUUAAAGAAACAAACACGGUUAACAUCGUCCAACUUGUUGAUGUGGAUCGGAAUGCUUGUUGACCAACCUUGACGGGGUAUCUCCUUGUUAAUCCAGGUUAUCGUUGUCAGCUAACGUUAGCUUCCUGCCGGGAAACAGUGGGCUGCAGUAAAGCCAUGGCAGAUGAAAAUACACACUUCUGUGGCAAUUGCAAACAUGACAUUCCAGAGGCUAACUUCACGACUCAUGAGAUCCACUGCAGAAGAAACAUCGCACUGUGCGACAUUUGCCAGGAGCCGGUGCCCAGGUCCGACCUGCAGGAGCACAAACAGCAGGAGCACGCUCAGAUUACAUGCAAGUGUGGUCUAAAGAUUGAGAAGAAACACUUCGAUGUUCACCAGAGCUUCGAGUGUUCUCAGCGGCUGGUCCCGUGCCAAUUCUGUCAACUGGAGAUCAUUUUCAGUCAGUCCAAAGAACAUGAAGAUUACUGCGGUGCGCGCACUGAGCCUUGCCCAGUCUGCAAGUGCAACGUAAUGUUGAAGGAACAAGCCGUGCACCCCGUGUUGUGUGGAAGCCUCACUCCGCCCCAAGAGAGGAACAACAGCCGGACGAGUCGCAGUCCGGUGGAUUCUCAGCCUCCAGGGGCUUGGUUUGAAGCCCACUCCAUCCGAAACCUCCUAAGAACCCAAGAGAGAGGCACAAAGAAUAAUAACAUCAGUGCAGCGGAUCAGCAGGCCUUCCCCCGGCCGUUUGACCCCAGACUCUACAACACCUCGAGUGGACCUCAAGCCCCAGCUGACUGGAAGAACUCUGUCCCGGGAAAUACAUUUAGCCACUUGCUGGGUCCGUCAGACUUCCUGAACAGCAGCAGCAGCUCCAGCAGCAGUGCGUGGCCUCAGAGUGAGCUCAGGCUGGCCGAGGAUUCCUCCGGCCUGGACUACAUGCUGGCUCUCAGCCUGCAGACUGACGGAGAGCCGGGGGCCGGGGGCGUGGAGGGGAAUCUGUGGAGCGGAAUCUGGGACCACAAGAUCGAGAAGCCCUCUGUUAACUCUUCACUUUGUCCGCCCAACAGCAAUUACUCAAAUGUCACUACAGUCACAAGCCCAGUCCAGGAACAGGAUCAAGCCGAUACCAUGCUGCCUUGUGAGUUCUGUGAAGAGCUGUUUCCUGAAGAGGACCUCAUUUUGCAUCAGACUGGGUGCAGCCCCGCCUCGGCCUUUGCGUCCUACAGCAAGCAGCCCUUGUCCCCCCCUAAGGAGGACAGGAUGAGCAGGAAUGCUCCAGGUUUGAUGCACGACAUCCCCGACACCCUGGCCUCCAACAUCCCCACCUUCCACCGCUCCGCCUCCCCGGCCUCCUACAGUCCUCCAGCCAGUCCACUAGAGGGCGACGUGGUCAUCCCCUGUGAGUUCUGUGGCGUCGCUCUGGAGGAGGCCGUCGUCUUUCACCAUCAGGACAAAUGUGACAUGCGUCCUCAGAACGCCCAUCCGCUGAACAAUCUCACUAAAUCGUCUGUCAAGAAGACACAGAGCCCUACUAAUGACGCCUUUAGCCAGAUGUCUCCAGAUUUUCAAAUGAGAAUGAAUCCCCAAGCUGACUUCUCGCAAGAGCACUUUGGAUUCGACAGAGACGCAGCACCGCUAAGGGAAUGGCCGAGAGGCUACAUUGGACUCCCGAGUCAAAGGAAGACAUCCAACUGUGAUCCGAACCGAGCUCAGGCGGGCCGGGAGGCAGAAGGAUCUCAGUCCUCUCUCAGUGACGCUGAGCAGGCCGCUGCUGCGUCUCUAAAGGGAGUUCAUCUACCAGAAAAUAAAGAAGGCAGAGGGAGUUCAUUGACAAAGUUACCCAAGAAGCAAAAUGAAGAGCAGCAGGAGGAGUGAGAGCGGGAUGAACAUGUGGAGAAAACCAAAAACCAAAUCUCCCUCUGUGCUUUCCAUAUAUCUUUCUGCACACUUCUGAAAACAAAUAAUAUACCAAUCUGAUAAGUGCCUGUGCAACAAUCUAGCCGUUUAUAUUCUGAUGAGUUUUACUAUAAAAGCCUCGGUAAUUAAUUUGGUUAAUUAAUACAUGUCAAGAUUUGUUUCAAAUGUUUGUAUGUCUAACAUUUAGCCCUAAAAUAUAAAUGAUAAAAGCAGUUGUAUUUGUGCUGAAUUAGAUUUUGUUUGUUUGGUAACAUUGAGAACAUCGAACCAAGAGUCGCUGUGCGUUUGUCUAACCUGAUCUUUACGUGUUAGUUCAGACGAGGACAUGUCGUUUUCCUCCAGGUUUGCCAGUCCCUUCCGGCUCUUUCAGUGUUCCUGUUGGUUUCUGUACCUCUAUGUCACCUGAAGCACCUUGAUAGAUUAUUUUGUUAAAAAAGGGCUUGAGGAACAGAUUUGAUGCAUAUUUGACCACACAAAACAACAACUGUGUAAUUGAACAUUUGUCUUUUUAUACUGUUAAACAUUUGUCUUUAAUACUCUUCAUUCAUAUUUAGAUUUUUUUAAUCAUACCUAUAGAACUAUAUAUGUGUUGUUAUGAUACGAUGGCUUUUGAAGCAGUGUCACCUGUCCAAUCCUCUUUUUAGGUAGUAUGAAUUAGGAUUUAAGAUUGCUGAGAUGUAUUUUGUGUGUAACAUAGGUUCCACUUUAGCAAUAUAUAAGAUACGCGACCGUGUGCCUCAGACGGCUGAGCCUUCAUAUCUAAAGACAACGCCUGAGUGUUUUCCUGAUUAUCAUCCAAUCAUCAACCUCGGCUAGUGAGGAGAAAAGAAUCAGUGAAAUCUCCUCGCGGUGUUUCUUUGGACUGAAGGCACUCAGGGCACACGGCUGACUAUCCUGUUUAAGAACAACUGUCUUCAUGCUCUUUGUCUUGUGAGGCUAUUAAAUGUUUAAUGAGGAUGUU
Gymnodraco acuticeps is the source of this 3133-nucleotide messenger RNA. RefSeq names its product TRAF-type zinc finger domain containing 1 (gene trafd1). The coding region runs from base 427 to 2130 and encodes 567 amino acids. The record is from RefSeq and is a predicted model, not a curated record. Gene Ontology annotation, molecular function: zinc ion binding. The transcript is spliced from 12 exons. NCBI's taxonomy places the organism in Eukaryota, Metazoa, Chordata, Actinopteri, Perciformes, Bathydraconidae.